AUGGGGAUUUCACUUCUUUAUUCCAUCAAGAAUGCCUGUCAGAUCCUUCUGAAACGCCUUGAACCUGUCAUUAAGAAAAAUCCAGAAGGUACCUGGGAAGACUGGAUACAAGCUGCUUUUGAACAAAGAAUCAGUCUUUCAGCCACUGGAUACUUCAGGGGCUACAAGGCUUUCAUGGACUGGAAGAAGGGAGAGGGAGACCCAUUUCCAUACUAUGUUUAUGGAGCUGCCUGUUCUGAGGUUGAAAUUGACUGUCUGACAGGAGCUCACAGGAAAAUCAGAACGGACAUUGUCAUGGACGCUGGUUAUAGCCUAAAUCCAGCCAUUGAUAUUGGGCAGAUUGAAGGUGCAUUUAUUCAGGGGAUGGGCCUUUAUACCACUGAAGAGCUGAACUAUUCCCCGGAAGGUGUCCUGUAUACUCGAGGCCCGGAUGAGUACAAAAUCCCCACCAUCACUGACGUCCCAGAGGAGUUCAACAUCUCCUUGUUGCCGUCAUCAACAACCCCACUCACCAUCUAUUCAUCCAAGGGCCUGGGGGAGUCCGGGAUGUUCCUGGGGUCAUCUGUGUUCUUUGCCAUCGUUGAUGCUGUGGCCAUGGCACGCAGAGAAAGAGAUGUGGCUGGGGACUUCAUAGUGAAGAGCCCUGCCACGCCAGAGUGGGUUAGAAUGGCCUGUGCAGAUCGGUUCACAGAGAUGAUCCCAAGAGAUGACCCUAAGACAUUUAAACCUUGGUCUAUCCCUAUAGCUUAACAUGCUCUCAUUCCCUAACAGGUUUUAACAAGUGAAAAGAUGGCUUUUUAAUCCUAACUGCACCCCAAACUGAUACUCCUAUACUGUUGUGAACAAAAUGACAAAAUUUAGAAACAUUAUUCAAAUCUGAUUACAUCAAGAAGAGGAAUGAAUGAAUCAUUAUUUACUUAGACUAUCCAGCCUAGAGGCCACCAAACACUGCAGUAGCCACAUUAAGGAAUGUCAGUGCUGAUUUGUUUCUGAAAAUAUGAUGUAAAUAUUGCUGUUAAAACAAAUUUUUCCUUUCUGUGACCAUCCAACUUAACAGAAUUUGUAAUAUGGGUUAUAGUCGGAAUGAAGGACACAUCUCAGUAGACAAAUAUGAUUACUUUCCCCAGUGAUUUGUUUGAUUCA
Messenger RNA from Talpa occidentalis (Iberian mole), 1143 nucleotides. Its product is annotated as aldehyde oxidase 2-like. The coding region runs from base 1 to 750 and encodes 249 amino acids. Gene Ontology annotation, molecular function: oxidoreductase activity; iron ion binding. The transcript has 8 exons. Lineage: Eukaryota; Metazoa; Chordata; Mammalia; Eulipotyphla; Talpidae. The record is from RefSeq and is a predicted model, not a curated record.